This is a messenger RNA of Spizellomyces punctatus DAOM BR117, 2714 nucleotides long. RefSeq lists its product as uncharacterized. Lineage: Eukaryota; Fungi; Chytridiomycota; Chytridiomycetes; Spizellomycetales; Spizellomycetaceae. The transcript has 4 exons. Bases 691 to 2364 code for a protein of 557 amino acids. The record is from RefSeq and is a predicted model, not a curated record.
CAACGCUUAAUAAUAAAAGCACGAGCCAAUUCACCCUUGAGGCUUCCCCUUCAACACGGGACGUUGCGGAAUGACCUACUCAGGGGCCUUCCUUCCGACUUCUGCGGCGCAAGCUGUAUCUGACGAGGGACUGUCUAGCAAAUUGUUCUCACGAUCGGGCCCAUCUCCACACCCUACUAGCGGAGCUGCUUCCCAAAAAGGCCUACUUUCAGUCUCCUUACCGGACUCUAGCAGUCAAGUCAAUACUUUGAUAGACAAUUACAAUGUAGAUACGGAUACCUCAUCGCCACCAUUUUUACGUGGGAAUUUUACCCAGGCAUCACAGUUUGAGAGUUAUGGCGUGUCGCAGCUGGAGGGCGAAGCCAAUACCAGCGUAAGAGGGGAUAAUAGGGAUGACGCAGAGUCGCAGAGAAGCGAUGUGACCUGCGCUAGCCCCUUUCCGCGGACUGCGGUCUCUCAAAGCGACCCACGCACGCCGAGACCCGGAACGCCUCAUCGAUCUAGCGCCGCCGUUCCUGUCGCUCCGGUACCAAAGGUAGUUCAUAAUGGAAGAACUCAACCUACUACCGCUCAAUCAGUACAGGUUUGCACCCAAGCCCAGUGUUGACAGUGCCCCAUCAGAAUAGCAACUUAAAUAUUUCACUUCUUCCUGGGCAUGUCUAGCAGCCCAGAAGAGUGUACAACCUCGGCAUGUUUUCCAAGCCGCCUCCUUUUGUUCCAUCUAUGCCUUCACCCAUUGACUCACAGCGGUUAUUGUCGCAAAGUAGCGAAACAUAUCUUCCUGCCACGCCGCUAUCGCAAAGUCAUCCGCGUCCGACCAUCUACACUCAAUUCUCACCAGCUCCUGCCCCUACAGGAGCUGAACCCAAAGCGUUUAUUAUGAAGAAGAAUCUAGAAAAUUUGAUGGGAGAGAUGCUCAAGCAAAUGAAGCUGGCUUUCGGUCACUUGCAGCAAGUACGUGAUAAUAUUGAAGCCGAGGCCGGGAAAGCCAAAGCGAUAUUGCAGCCAGAAAAUCUGAACCAGGCGUUUGAUUGCUUCGUCCAAGUUCAUGUACUCCCUUAUUUGGACACACUGACAACAAGUGUCGGUGAGGCAAUGCAGAAAACGGCUGAUGCCACAACUGCCAAGCUCGAUAAACUAAUUGAGGACCAUCAGAAGAGCCAGGAGCAGCAGACGGAGAUUCUGGCCCAGCUCAAGGAUCUUGCCCAAAAACUGGUCACUGAGCAGCAGACACUGACGGACAUCAAGACUGACAUACUUCGCCAGGAAAGAGCCGUCAACUUGGAGGCCACAAAGAUUCGUGAAAGUCGGCUGAAAAAUGAUGCUACCUUAGAGUCGAUUGUUUUAGCAUUGACGGGCCACAAGGCCCUAUUGGGCUCGCUAAUGAAAACUGCGACCGAGAUUCAAGGUCGGCAAGAGACUUUGGACGCGAAUAACAAGGAGGGUUGUGAAGCGUUGCGGCAAAUGCUCGAGUCCGCGACAACAGGCUCAAAAGAGACCAAGCAGAGGACGAAUUUGGACGGUGAGAAUGGUGUCACUAGUCUAGCGUCUUCAACCUGGCGAUCAGGAGCGCAGCAAACACAUUAUGCAGUGCCUCCUCAUUGGGCAGCAAGUAGCGCCAUUCUCCCUGCCUUUAACAUCGCGCAAUCAGAUUAUGCGAGAGUAGCGUGCAAUGUUGCUCCUUGGGGCAAUCAUCAAGUGAAAAUAGAGGAAUCAUCUUCACUGGGGAUGUUGUAUAUGCAAGGCGGUCCAGGAUACCAAAAUCUAUAUAGAUUGCACGUGCCGCCGGCUUCCGGGACUGUUUCUCACACACCCGCGGUCUACCCGGCACAAUAUAGUCCCUCAGCGUCUAAAGAACAUUCUUGCUCUGCGUCAGGUACAGAUACUGGUAGUGCCAAGAGUACGGGGUGGUCUAAUGGUGCGCAGUCUUCGCGCGCUGCCCAAUCCGAGGUUCCAUUAAACGCGACAGCGCCUCCCAGCGCGAAAGGUUUCGAGCUUGAACUCGAGGACGAAAGGUACGUCAAUAAUGUGAGUUUGAGUUUGUGCGAUUCAUGCUUAUGUGGCAGAUGGGACGACAUAUGUAUCCGCUCGGGUUUGCAUGCCCGAGCUGCAGCUCAUGGUCGGGAGACCACCAAAUUCUCUCGACUGACGCUCAAAAAACCGCCGCCGGCUACUACAAUUGAACAGGAUGUUCCUGACGUAAUUGUGGUGGAAGCUUUCGAAGAUUCCUCAUCAAAGGAGAGAUUACCAGUAACGGCAGCGAGACAGCAAGUGGAACCCCAUCAUGAGGGUCCAAUAGAGAACGGGUUUAUGCAAGCCAAUUCCCCCUUUCCCAUACCAGAUGGUCGAAUGACACGGGUAUAAUGCAUCUUUUGGAACCAUCCUUUUCACGUGCCAUUCACACGCGUUCUUUUCAGCUGCAAAAACGGAAACUUGAAGCCAUACUGACACCAGAUGGACCUAUUAAUGAGGAUAUAGUGAUAGUAAGCAGUGCAACACCAGAACCUGCUGCUCUCAAGCGGCGGCGGGCACGAGCGGUGAAAAAGGACUUAUCAGAUUAAGAUGAUUUGUGUUGAUUUGACCUGUUUAUAACCUAUUACUGUGAGACCUAAUUCUCUAUCAGACGGUUUUGCUAUUUGUUACAUGUCGCGUGCCUAUCUAUUCUGCAUUUUAAAUAUAAACAAUAUGAACACUUGUCUUAAGGAUUAUCCAAC